UCAAUUAUCGGCAUAUUUAGCUAGCACUGGUAUAGACCCAGUUGCCAAUCAGAAUCAAGUAUUUGGUAUUCUUAGAGAGUAUCUACAUGGGCGAGCAUUAGAAUGGUUUGAUCAAAAAAUUCUUGAUAAACGAUGGGAACUUCACAAUAUUUUUGCAAAUUAUAGCCAGGCUGGUAUGGGUGCUCUUCGGGAAUGCACUAUGGCACAGAUGAAUACUAGUAAUAGCUUUAAAAAUCCUUCAAUUGCCCAUGACUAUGCAAAUACUGCUAGUAAUAAUGCAGUAACUAUAGGUGUUUCCAUAAUUCCAGCUAAAGCUUUUACUAAAGACUGGCACUUAGCUGGAGGAUAUCCAUCAGAUAGACCUGCCAAUGCUGUUAAUGCAGGUAAUGCUAAUCCUAUAGUAUUUAGUAAUAUUUGGAUUGGUCAAGCAUUAUAUUGGCUCAGAAAUAAAUAUCCUACAGUAAUAAGUGAAAAGUGCAAUUUAGUUUAUAGAUCAUUAGCUCAGGAGG
This is a messenger RNA of Racocetra persica, 509 nucleotides long. Lineage: Eukaryota; Fungi; Glomeromycota; Glomeromycetes; Diversisporales; Gigasporaceae. The record is from the annotation of a GenBank genome assembly.